AUGGGAAUUGGCUCUGCUCCUUCAGUCAUUUCGCUCGCUGCUCCUCCUGCUCCUGCUCCUGCUCCUGCUCCUGCUCCCCCUCCUGCUCCUUCUCCUGCUUCCAGUGCUCUUUCUCUCACCCCAUCUUUUCCUCCUAAUCACCCCGACGAGGCUCGGCAGCUAGAGCAGGUUCGUCAAGUCCUGGACCUCCUGCCUCGAAACGUGCCUCUCGCCCGAACCUACCUCGACCUCUUGUUCGGUAACAACCUCCCGAACGUGCUCCAAGCCACGGCUGCUGCAGCGGCGGCAGCUUCGGAAGCUGCUUCAAAGCCAAAGCCGAAGCAGAAAGGCAGCAGCAGGGGGGCGGGAUCGGGGCAUCCUGGCUGGGAGGCGGAAUGGACGGUUCUGAUCGACGUUGUGGAUGUGAUCAUGGCGAAUCGGACGGCUGCGUGCGCGCUGGCUCGUGUGGGUGUGGCUAUCCACCCUCUGUCGAAGCAACUGCAGGAAAGAGAGGCCAAGCUCAACCCAAAAGCGACACAGAAGAAGGAGAAAGCCCAAGCCCAUCCCACCAACCGUUUUGCGUGA
Closterium sp. Yama58-4 is the source of this 564-nucleotide messenger RNA. The record is from the annotation of a GenBank genome assembly. NCBI's taxonomy places the organism in Eukaryota, Viridiplantae, Streptophyta, Zygnematophyceae, Desmidiales, Closteriaceae.